CCAGCGCCCGCCUGGCGGCCGAGGGGCGGGGCCUCCGCGGGCUGUGGAUGCGAGCGGGCGGCAGAGGCGGCGGCGGCGGCGGCGGCGGCUGGGAGUGGACCGAGGCGCCGGGGAAGGAAAGCGUUGGACACUUUUUCACCAUGUUGACGGCAUUUUAAAUAUAUUCGUCAGUUUUCCCAAAUCUUAACUGAAGAAAACUUUAAGAGUUUCUACUUGAGGACUGAAGUGUGACUGCCAAUUAUCAGGCUUCAGGAUGAAUCUGGAAAAACUCAGCAAGCCUGAACUCCUAACGCUGUUCAGUAUUCUUGAAGGAGAGCUAGAAGCCAGGGACCUCGUUAUAGAAGCUUUAAAGGCACAGCACAGAGACACUUUCAUUGAAGAACGCUAUGGAAAAUACAACAUCAGCGACCCUCUAAUGGCUCUGCAGAGAGACUUUGAGGCGCUGAAGGAGAAAAAUGAUGGCGAAAAGCAGCCGGUCUGCACCAACCCCCUGUCCAUUCUCAAGGUGGUGAUGAAGCAGUGUAAGAACAUGCAGGAGCGGAUGCUGUCCCAGCUGGCCGCCGCCGAGAGCAGGCACCGCAAGGUGAUCCUAGACCUGGAGGAGGAGAGGCAGAGGCACGCCCAGGACACCGCCGAGGGCGACGACGUCACCUACAUGCUGGAGAAGGAGCGGGAGAGGCUGACCCAGCAGCUGGAAUUUGAAAAGUCGCAGGUGAAGAAGCUGGAGAAGGAGCAGAAGAAGCUGUCGGGGCAGCUGGAGGAGGAGCGCGCCCGCCACAAGCAGCUCUCGUCCCUGCUGGUGCUCGAGUGCAAGAAGGCCAGCAGCAAGGCGGCGGAGGAGGGCCAGCGGGCCGGGGAGCUGGGCCUGCAGCUGGAGAGGGAGAAGGGCCGGGCGGGCGCCCUGGAGGAGGCGCUGGCGGCCGAGCGCAGGCGCGGCCUGCAGACGGAGGCCCGGGUGGAGAAGCAGCUGUCCGAGUUCGACACCGAAAGGGAGCAGCUGAGGGCCAAGCUGAGCCGGGAAGAGAACCGGACCAAAACCCUGAAAGAAGAGCUGGAGAGUCUGAAGAAGAUCGUGAGGGACCUGGAAGCUUCCCGCCAGCCCAGCAGCUCUAAUGAGCCAUCCCGGAAGCCAGGGGCCACGUCUCAGGGCACGGCGACCGAGCCUCCGGGGCUGGUGUCUGUGUCCUGCCAAACGGAGGGCUUUCAGGCGGAGAGAACCCCCGGCAGCGGCGUGGCCAAGGCGGCAGCCACCGGGCUGCCCGGCCCCACCACGCCCAGUUACUGCUUCGCGAGAGCCAACGGCCACUUUGAGCCAGAGACGCCCGCGGCCAAGGAGUCCACCCCGGGCAGCAGCGUGGAAAGCCAGCCGCCUCCCCGGGAGAAGGCCGUGGAGAACGGGGGGUGCGCCGGGGCCGUGGAGGGCCCGGGCCCCGCGCCGGGCCAGCUGCCGUCCGGCAGCAGCUCGCUGUCCCCCAGCAGCACCGCGUCCUCCUCCCUCACGUCCUCGCCGUGCUCCUCCCCGGUGCUCACCAAGCGCCUGCUGGGGCCCUCGGCCAGCAGCCCCGGCUACCAGUCCUCCUACCAAGUGGGCGUCAACCAGCGCUUCCACGCGGCUCGGCACAAAUUCCAGUCCCAGGCCGACCAGGACCAGCAAGCCAGCGGGCUGCAAAGCCCCCCGUCCCGGGACCUGUCCCCCACCCUCCUGGACAACUCGGCUGCCAAGCAGCUGGCCCGGAACACCGUCACGCAGGUGCUGUCCAGAUUCACCAGCCAGCAGGGCCCCAUCAAGCCCGUCUCGCCCAACAGCUCUCCCUUCGGCACAGACUACCGCAACCUGGCCAGCACCGCCAACCCGAGGGGCGACACCGGCCACUCCCCCACUCCGGGCAAAGUGUCCAGUCCUCUGAGCCCCCUGUCUCCGGGGAUCAAGUCCCCCACCAUCCCCAGAGCUGAGAGAGGGAACCCUCCACCCAUCCCACCCAAAAAGCCUGGCCUCACGCCUUCUCCCUCCGCUGCCGCCCCCCUGACCAAAACUCACUCCCAGGCAUCCUCUGGGGCCACCGCCGAGGACCUGGCCAGCUCUGCCAUGGCCAACGGCAAGGACACCGAGAUCCUCCUGCCUCCCAGCAGCUAGUCCCUGAGGGGUCUGCACAGCUGACAUUCCAUCGGAUCUUGUCCAAGAGCUCGGAGUCAGAUCAUGUUAUUUAUUUUGAUAGUAGCGGAAACCAUCUGUAUAAUACAUUGAGUGUAUUUCACAUUUUUGUAUUUUUUUUUAAGUAGACGUGAGGAGUUUGGGUUUUUAUGACUCACCUCUUUGUGCUCUAACGCUAGAAGGGCGCCUCAAAGACAUCCCAAGCGCAGCAGUCACCGUGGUGUGGUGAUGGAGGGAGGGGAGUGAGGAGCAGGUGGUGACUUGCUGUCUAUUUUAGGACUAGAAUCACUCGACACACAUUUUGAAUUAUGCAGGAGUGGUUCAUGCAGAUUUUUAUCCCAGAUGAACAUGUUUUAAAAGUGCCUGAAAUAAGACUGCCACGUGAGUGUGAUUCUGCAGCAAAAACACGAAACGGCUCGUUUUAAUGGCAGAAAAUUAGAUCCUCUGUGAAUCCUGAAUGUUAAACACAAGCACUGCUUUUAACCCUCUUUUACUGUUUUUGAUACUACAAGCUGCGUAAGUGGAGUGGGGAUCCGAAGGUGGAUGUGAACUCGCCACCAGCCUAAGCUUCUCAGACCCUGCGACGCCCUCCUGAGCACUAAGGAGUCGAGGUGCUGAUUUCCUGCACUCUUUCUUGAAGAGGACAAUUCCCUGCCGGUGUCCUGCAUACAUUAUGGAAUAGAAUGAAAUCACAUCUCCAUUCAAAAAAAUGUCUUCAGGCAUCUACUGUUUGUAAGGAACUUCUGAUUCCGAUCGCUAUUACUUGAAUAGGAACUGGUUACUCCUUCUGUAUACAAGUUUUGCCACAGAAUGAGAUCUUUAUUCUGGAAUCAAAAAGCAAUAAUUUAAGAUUCACUCUUUGUAAUAUAAAUCAAAAUUAUAUAGGUUUUACCAAGGUGUUACUCUCAUUCUCCCGGCUGAGAAUGGUGUCUGUGGAACCAAAUUAACUUUUGCCUAAAUGGAAGUAUCACCUAUCUGUAUAGACACACAUCCCUUUACGUGUUUAACACACAAAUAUUAGUGUGAAUGUAUCUUUGGAGUUUGCAAUAUCGCAUAAAGGAUGAGUAGAAAUGCAUGUUAAGAUUACCUACCAAAGCAACCAGAUGGGUCUGGAACCCAGUCAAUCAAAGGAGCAAUGGUGCCCACAGGAGGGGGGGAAAUUCCACGUGAAGUCAGGUCUUCAGAUUCAUGAGAAGGCGGAGCCAGCCCUAGCCGGUCUGGCUCAGUGGACAGAAUGUAAGGGUCCCAGGUUUGAUUCUUGUCAAUGGCACUUGCCCGGUUGUGGGCUCAAUGCCCAGUUGGGGGCGUGUAGGAGGCAGCCCAUCAGUGAUUCUCUCUCAUCACUGAUGUUUCUAACUCUCCUCCCUUCCUCUCUGAAAUUAAUUUUUAAAAAAAUUUUUAAAGGCAGCGCCAAACUAACCUAGUGUCACAGAACUAAGCGGGCCGUGGUGGAGGAGGAGCCGCAGCACACAGGAUGCCCAGCCCCACUCAGAGGUCCCCUCCUGUCCAUCCAGCACCGUGCUGCCAUGCAAGAACGCUGGGCCAGGGUUACCAGCUCCUCACAUUUUUAUAAAAGCCAAAUUUCCAUGAGAAACCUCCUCAUUUUCAAAUACCAGAACCCAUUCCAAAACAGUUUAAACACCGCUAGAUAAACACUCCUGCAGCUGGGUUUGGCACACAGCUUCCGAGUUGCAAUCCCUUUGGUUCCAGAAAUUUAAAUUAUUUCCAUCAUGGCAGGUGUGUGAGGAUAAAGGCCUCCAGACUUGCCAACCUGCAGGCUAGUACAGGAAACAGAGCCCAUGGAGCAUUAUGACCCUCUCUCUGUUCCAACAAGACUGCCCACAACCCCGCUCCGACUCCGCGUUCUACACAAAGCGGUUGCCUGACCCUGUGUCCACGGGGAUGGGCGUCACAGGACACGGUGUCCUCAAUACAUUCUCGCCGACCUCUACCCAGCAGCCCCUGACCUGCCGUCCUUUAAGUCUGUAUCCUCUUAACCCAGUGUGUGUUGAUGGGCAGGUGACGGAAAUUAAGUCACCUGGGUGUCUCCACAGCUUAUGGUUUGAUGAAGGCCAAUACUUAACAAUUAAAAACGAUUAAUGCCCCAGCGAGUCUACCAGUGAUGGAGGGAGGAUCUUAACUUUCCAAAGCAAUCGCGCACUGAGCUUUAUUCCCGGCGUAGCCAAGUAGUGGUGUUGAUAAAAUAGCUGAGCUUAUUAAAUUGGGGGACAGUAGUCCCAGAAUGCUAUUCCCUCCUUUGCUUUAAAUGGUAAUCUUAAAGGCUGCAUUGUGCUCUUUCUUUAUUUCCGCAUAGAUAUAUAGAGAGAGAGAUUAUGGGAAAGUUUAUUUCUUAGGAAGUGCACUGACUAAUGUAUUUCUUUUACAGUGUAAUAUGGGGGUGGGGAGAUGAAAAAAGAAAUGUGUAUUUUUGCUAGUCGCCUAUCUUCUGAGAUAAAAAAAGCACAAUACUGCAGUGGAUCCAAUAAUCCAGUUAGGCGUUCUAGAAUAGUAUUUAGGUUUGCUGUAGGUCGUGUGUGCUAAGUAAACGUUCCAUGAUUCACAGUUUUGGAAUUUUAACCCAUGUUGCAAAAAGCUGUGUUACCGGUCAACAGAUUAUAAUGCUGUGCAGCCCAUAGCACAGGCAUUAAUUAACCAGUCACUAACGUUUGUAAAGCAAAUGCAGCGUGCAGGAAUCUCCAUCCAUUUUAUAGCAGACGACAUUAAAACAAGCUAAAUCAUA
Molecule: messenger RNA, 4892 nt
Organism: Pipistrellus kuhlii (Kuhl's pipistrelle)
Lineage: Eukaryota; Metazoa; Chordata; Mammalia; Chiroptera; Vespertilionidae
Gene: CTTNBP2NL
Product: CTTNBP2 N-terminal like
Exons: 6
Coding region: 254-2134 (626 amino acids)
Source: RefSeq, a predicted model, not a curated record